Messenger RNA from Cataglyphis hispanica, 4631 nucleotides. It is a transcript of the gene Zip99C, whose product is annotated as zinc transporter ZIP13 homolog. Gene Ontology annotation, biological process: zinc ion transmembrane transport; intracellular zinc ion homeostasis. Gene Ontology annotation, cellular component: membrane. The transcript is spliced from 5 exons. NCBI's taxonomy places the organism in Eukaryota, Metazoa, Arthropoda, Insecta, Hymenoptera, Formicidae. Gene Ontology annotation, molecular function: zinc ion transmembrane transporter activity. The record is from RefSeq and is a predicted model, not a curated record. Bases 1230 to 2564 code for a protein of 444 amino acids.
AGCGCGCGAUCGUCGUACUGUCUAAGAUGGUAUCAAAAUUUCGUUCAUCUUUGUGUGAACUUUGGGUGGUUCAAUCGCCUUUCCGUGCGUUUCUAAAUACAGAAGCAAGCGGAGAGCGCUACAGUGUAUUAAAAUUUCGAUCGACGAAGGCGAACCGGUCCUUGAGAAACAAAUAUCUUCGUUCGAAAAGUAGCGCCUCUAUCGAUCUCGAACGAACAGGAUACAAUACAGAUCGUGUUUCUGUAUCCUUUCUUCCUCUCUUUCUAUCUCUCUCCUUCUUCGUCUAGCUCUCGUCAUGCUGACUCUGCCUUUAGUUCUCCCUUCGCAUUUAUCUUCCGUUCGUCGCGCGCGGGUUCUCUCAGUCCGCCUCGUUUAUGCGCAUGCGCGAACGUAGUUAUAAAAGGGACCGCUUACGACGCGACGCGCGUCAGUCUUUGUCAGUCGUCGAGUUGUCAAGGUAGAGGGAGGAUCGUCGAUAGAGUCUCACGCGGAAAAGCGAAGGAGUAAAAGAGCGUUAAUCGCGAGUUAAUCGAGCACGGAAGUAGAGAGACGGGACGGACGCACGCAUCGUGCGUCCCCGAGAUCGUUGUCAUUACGCGUUACUCCGCGUCGUUACGCCACGGCGUCGACGGUGCCUUUGUGUCGAUCCGGCGCUAUGAAAUAACGACGGUCCGUAGCGAAUCAACGAGGAGGCAGACAGCGGCGGCCUCCUAACUCCAAGCGUCCGUGCUCAGUCCUCAGUGUAGGCUAGUCGGUCGCUCGGCGAUCCAUUGUCUCACGACUUUUCAAAACAUUUCAUCACCACGACUCCUCAUUAUCGCGCAGAUGAAUCCACGACGCAUGGACAUAUGACAUAUAGGCAUAUAUGACGAGGUCUUCGCGCCGAAAUCUCUAUCAUAAUCUGGACUACGACAUCAUCGUUUAGAGAUAAUAUUGUCCUCUCGAUAUAGCACGACGUGGUAAGCCCUUUUGAAUAGUGGCUCUCCAUUCGUCGCGGUGAGGUUAGCUCCGAAAAGAGCGGCGAGAGCACGCUUCCAUCAUCGGCUUCGUAGCAUUUCAAGGUUUCUUGUCACGCAUAGUUUUCAAGGUCGAAUCACGAGGAGUCUCGAAAGUCAAGCCGUUAACGACAAUUUCGCGUUUCUAUCCGCGUUAACACGAGGAUCUUGAUAAAACGAGAGAGAGAGAAAGAAAGAAAGAAAGAAAGAGAGGAACAACACGCAACAACAAACAUGGCUGCUGCAUCAUACGCGUGCCUUCACAACUGCACGGACGCGGGAGAUUUUCUAUAUGACAUUUUCGGAAGAACGGACGCAUGGUCUUCAUGGCACGAGAUCAUCGAAUAUUGUUCCUACAAUCCAUGGAUAUUCUCACUUCUGGGCAGCGCCUUGAUCGGCCUCACCGGCAUCUUUCCCUUGUGGCUCAUCUCCAUUGAAGAUGGCGUCGAUCUUAAAACAGGCGAAACCGGCAGCUCUUUAAAGAUUCUUUUGAGCUUUGCCGUGGGUGCAUUAUUGGGUGAUGUUUUUCUACAUCUUUUGCCAGAAGCAUUCCAGAAUGAAUUACAAGCAAAAGGCAAAAAUAAUCAUUCAUUCAUGCGACCGGGCUUGUCGGUAUUAUUGGCCUUCUUAUUCUUCGUGAUCAUCGAAAAAUUCGUCACCACUAUAAACGGGGAAGCAGCAAUCAUUCCAGAGCAGCAGUCUGAUGAAACUCCAAUUAAUGAUGCAAGUGAAGAAAAAGAAAUAGAUAAUAAUAAUUGUAUUAUGCUAAACACGGAGAAGAACGGUUUCGCAAAAGAAUGCUUCAAAAAUUCGACCGAGGUACAAUCUUUCUUAGAGAAACAAUACCGCAAAAAUAGACAAAUUCCAAAUCAUAUCAAAGAUUUGCGAAAGAAUGGUUUUAAAGACAUUGACAUUAUGAAAUCCGCCUUGUCAAACGGAUGUCCUAAUGAUGGCCCAUUGGUUAACGAAGCGAAAUGUUGCUUGAAGAAACUUGCGAAGAGCAACGGUUUCACAUCGACAAUCUCACGCGCUAAUCCUCCACACGUAAUCCUAUCAAACAAUAUGCGUUUGAUCGCGUGGGCAAAAAAAUUCACAUCUAAUUUAUUUCGUAAAUUGUUCAAUCCUAAGGCCUUUCCUGGAUACCUCAAUCUUUUGAUGAAUUUCCUCGACAAUUUUACCCACGGUUUAUCUGUGGGUAGUUCGUUCCUUAUUUCCUUCCACAUGGGUGCCCUCAGCACGUUCACUAUUUUGGUGCACGAAAUACCUCACGAGAUUGGCGAUUUCGCUAUUUUGUUACGAAGCGGAUUUAGCAGAUGGGAUGCUGCGCGGGCGCAGUUAAUCACGGCCUGUGGUGGAAUCGUUGGUGCUCUAGCUGCCCUCUCCUUCUCUGGUAGUUUAGAGGAAAGAAUCAGUUGGAUAUUGCCAUUGACUGCAGGAGGAUUUAUACAUAUUGGUCUGGUAACUAUCUUGCCUGAUUUAUUAAAAGAAACAAAUACAAAAGAGUCAUUAAAGCAAUUUGGUGCUCUACUUUUUGGAGUUAUUGUUAUGGCUGCACUGAUGUUUGUUUAAGUGAAAUAUAUAAAAGUCGAAUAAUUUUAUUAGAGAUUAGUAAAGAGAAUUUCUAAUAUGUUCAUAUUUGCACUAAAUGCAUCUAUAUAACAUAUCUAUUCCAAAAUUGCCAUAAAAUUACUUAUUGCUCAAUGGAGAUGGAAUAUUCAAGGAAGGAAAACUAGCGGCGAUAAAAGACUGACCAAAUUUAUAUAUGAUAGAUAAUCGACUUAGCGUAGUUUAUAUUAUAAUAUUUUGUAUUAGAAAUGUUUUCUCCAAUAUAUGCUUAGUCUAGUUUAUAUUAUAAUAUCUUGUAUCAGAAAUGUUUUCUCCAAUAUACACUUAAAUAUUUAUUAUAAAGUCUAAAAUUAUCGUUAGUUUUCCGCUCUUGUAUAAUCUUUGGAAAUAAUGAGAUUACAUUCACAGCUUGAAUCUUUUGGUUUACCGAAAACCUUCCAAAAUAAUAAUAAUGAGAGAAGAUGCGUUCUUGCAAUAAAUAAUAUAGAUAUAAAAAAUAUAAUUUGUAUAUUAUUUUAUUACAUUUAGAUUACUUCAAUGCUAUCAUGUUAUUAAUGACAAAAUAAUUCGAGAAAUUGUUACAAACUUUGCUGUUAUAAUUUAUGUAUUAAUAUGUAUGUUCAUAAGUUAAUCAGUACUGAUACCUUCCGACGUGUUAUAAUGUGAUGAAUUAUUUUUUCUGAUAAUAGGACUGUAAUACUAAUAUAAAAAUUAAAUCUAAAGUCAAUAUUGACAUAUAAUUAUCACAUUUUGAAUAAAUUUGAGAAUUAAUUAUAUGAUAUUUAUGCUAUUUGUUUGUGUAUAAAGAUAUGUGAGAAUUGCAAUGAAAACUUCCUGAAUGAAAAUCCUCAUUAGAUAUGUUAUAUACAUUAUAUGCAUUUAGUAAUGUACUGAUGAUAUAUAUCGAAAUAUAUAGGUCUGGUAAAACUGCACUCAGUAUAUACUAACAUAUUAGAAAUUCUCUCUCUAGAGUAUACUAAUGAAUACAUGUAUGUGUUCAGUUCCUAAAAUUAAUUAUAAAUAAUGCAUAAUCAGAUCAGCUUCUUUUAAGAAAAAAUUCACAUGAUAAAAAUAAGAAGAAAGUAUUCUAUGUUUGUACAGAAUUGGGAAAUAGAAAUUGUGCACAUUCUGAGUUUAUAAUUAAACAAAUUUGGAUAAAACAUGAAAUAACAUUUGCGUACAAAUUUUGUAAAAAAUCCAGAUUUAGAUAGAGUAACUUUUUGGGCAUAUUUGAUAAAACUUCAUAAGAUUGCGCAUAGAAAUAGAUUACAUUUUAAUAGAUCAUAUAAUAUCUAAUGAGUAAAGUGAAUCGAUUAUACAUAAAUAUAUACACACAUAGAGCAAAGAAAAUUAAUUAUGUUUCUUUCAUCUGCACAACUUUACUAUUAUAUAAUAAUAUUAAUUAUUUGAUAUUACAUAUUUAUAAAGUAUAUAUCAUAUAUUUUGAUGCAACUAUUCAUAAAUAAAACAGAAAAAAAUUCGAACUUUUAAUAUAUAUUCUAUAGCGCAUAUUUACUGAUAUUAUUAUGAAAAAUUAUAUUUUCUUUAAAAGGAACAUAAUAAUAAGUAUACCUAUAGAGAUAUACUCACAUGAAAGACAUUAGUACGAUAGUAUCUUUCAUAGAGCUUCACUUUAUUAUAUAUUCAAAUAAUUUAGAAAAAAAUCGGAUAAUAUAUAGAUAUUAUAUACUUAUAAAAAAUACACAUACUUUGUUAUACUUCCAGUUUGUAAAGAUGAGUGGAGUAUUGAAAAGAAUUCGACUUGUUCUUUUCUCUCAGUAGUAGCCUCGUGUAUCAUGCACAAUAUCCAUAUUUUAUGAGGCAUAAAACAAAUGAUCCUUGUACUUAACAAUUAAAAGCAAGGUAUUAUACCAUUUUGAAUGCAUGAUACAGAAGGCUUUUUUCUGUAUGUGUAAAUAGAUAUUCCUUAUUCAGAGAAGGAACUGGUUAAAAAAACUAACAUCUUUUACAAAAAUAUUUUCUAUAAAUUAUGAUUAUGUAAGUAAAGAAAUUAAUCACAUGUAAUCUCUAAUCUGCUAUGAUUUGUAAAUAAAAUGUAUUAUUCUGUGA